This is a messenger RNA of Acanthamoeba castellanii str. Neff, 2988 nucleotides long. RefSeq names its product serine/threonine kinase. The transcript has 12 exons. NCBI's taxonomy places the organism in Eukaryota, Discosea, Longamoebia, Acanthamoebidae. The record is from RefSeq and is a predicted model, not a curated record. Gene Ontology annotation, molecular function: ATP binding; protein kinase activity. The coding region runs from base 1 to 2988 and encodes 995 amino acids. Gene Ontology annotation, biological process: protein phosphorylation.
AUGGAGUCAGCCCCAGCCGAGCCCGGGGCGCCGGCGUUCCCCGCCACCGAUUCGGUGGAGGGCGUCACCCGGUACCUCAUGGCCCAGAGGAACGCCCUCGCCGAGCGGAAGCGCCUGCUCGAGCAGAAGGUGCGCGAGAGCCAGAUGCAGGCCAUAAGGGACAAGCAACAGAUGGUCUACGAGGAAAUCGAGCGCGAGAAGCAGAGGCAGCGUCUGUGGGCCGAGGAGGAGUACAACCGACGCGAGGGCACGGCCGGCGUGGUGGCCUCGGUGUCGCGCCGGGAGGCCCCAGUCGAGGUCGACCCCCGCUCGCCGCGCACGCCCGGCGCCUUCGCCACCGUGACCGACCGAGGCGACAGCAGCAAUAUAAAGGUGGUGGUAUCUGGUGAAGGUGGAUCGACGAGGAACGUGGAAGAAGAUGACCAUCAUGACGACGAUCGCAGCUACGAUUCCAGCGAUUCGUCAACCGACGAGGACGAGGACGACGACGAUGACCGCGAGCCCAAAACGCCGCCCCCGCCCCCGCCGGGCGAGGACGGCGCGUUGGCCCCGGCCGACGACAUUGGAUCGGCGUCCUACCCGCCAGUCUCGUCGUCGUCUCUGGAGGUGUCGGCCCAGCCGACCACCUCUGGCGGCCUGGCCAAGUACCGAAAGAAGGCCAGCGAAGACUCACAACAUAACAACAACAGCGACGUGAAUGACGCGUCGCUGGACACCCUGCGAGCGCAGGCGCAGGGCCUGGCCCUGUCGCCGCUCGACAUGUCGCCCGCCGACUCGCCGUCGUCGUCCUACGGCGACCUCCCGCUGUCCAACUCGCAGUCGCUCUCGGGCUCGUCGGCCUCGUCGCCCAAGUCGUCGCCGCCGGCCUCGCUCUCGAAAUUUACAGGCCUCAGCGCCGCACCGCUGGUCAUCCCCGUGCCCCUCAUGGACAACGACGAGAUCCGGCGGCUGCAGGAGGAGAUCCGUAAGCUCGAGGAGGAGGUGCUAGAGCAGGAGAAGUUCAAGAAGGAGAUCAAGAGGGAGAGACGCCGCAGCAGCAGCUCGCGCCGCAGCAGCAGCAGCAGCAGUAGCAGCAGCCGCAAGAGCGACCGCCACCGCGAUCGCGACCGUGAUCGAGACCGCGAGAGCAGCCGUGACCGUGACCGUGAUCGUGGGAGCAGCCGCGACCGGUCGGACAGGAGGGAGCGCAGGGACUACGACCGCGAGCCAUCGCGGGAGCGGUCGUCGAGCAGGGGGACGGGGGGCAGCGGGGGCAAGAUCAAGCGGUCCGACUCGUACAAGAGCUCGGCGGCGGCCCCGCGGUAUUCGGUCACUGCGCUGCCGGGCUCGCCCUCGGCGCCAGAGCCCAGGCGGGGCUCACGAGCGCCGCUGCCUCGUCCCGACUUCCUGUCGUCGGGCGACAGCGCCAGAAAGAGAGCGACCUCGAUGGACAUGUCAGCAGAGGAAGACGAUGACGUGGAAAGGAGGGAGAGACGCGAGAGGGAGCGAAGGGAGAGCGAGCGGAUAGCGACCCUGCCGCGCAACUUCAAGGAACGGGAGCGGAAGGGCAGCAGCGGCGGCAGCGGCAGCAGCGGCGGCAGCGGCAGCAGCGCCAAGGCGACUAUGCGCGAUCGGGAUCGCGAGAAGGAGCGCGAGCGGGAACGGGAGACGGAGAUCGAGAAGCGCGAGCGGGAACGAGAGAGGGAGCGGGAGAGGCGGCGAUCGGCCGCGUACACGACUAGGAACAGAGAUCGCGACCGCAACGACAGGGACCGCGACAGGGACCGCGACCGCGACCGCGACUUCGACAAGGACCGCGACCGCGACAGGGCGCGGAGUCGACCACGUUCGACGACGAAGGAGCGAUCGGCGAGGCCGAGCGAGGAUCCGUACACCACCAGGGAGCCCCGCUCCACAUGGGAGCUGCUGUGGGACGACCUCGAGCUCUCCAAGGACGUCAUCAGCCAGGGCGAGUACGGCGAGGUGCUGCGUGCCACGUACUAUGGCACGGCUGUGGCGGUGAAGAAGGUGACCAACACCGACACGGAGAAUGCCUUCCGCUACGUCGAACGGGAGGUCAACCUGCUUCGGGAUGUGCACCACCCCAACAUCAUCCAGCUCAUGGGCUACUGCAAGUACAACCGCGAACUCUACCUGGUGACCGAGUACCUUCAACAGGGUUCCCUAGCGCGCCUCCUGCAGAAGUGCCUCGUCUUCCCGUGGAAGAUCAAGAUCAAGAUGAUCACUGACGUGGCCUGCGGUCUGGCCUACCUCCACUCCAAGUCCAUCCUGCAUCGCGACAUCAAGUCCGAGAACCUGCUUGUGUCGUCCAACUUCCAAGUCAAGUUGACCGACUUUGGCUUUGCGGCCGAGAUGGUGGUGGCCGGGAAGAAGCAGUGGCGCAUGACCGUGUGCGGCACCGAGAACUGGAUGGCGCCCGAGGUCAUGAUGGGCGAGCCCUACGACGAGCGGGCCGACGUGUUCUCGUUCGGCGUCGUCUGCAACGAGAUCAUCACCGGCCACGACGGCAAGCACUUCAGACGACUCGUAGACGACGGCUACGCGCUGGACAUCGAGCACAUCUACUCGCUCGUGCCGCACGACACCCCGCCUGGGCUGCUCCCACUCGCUCUCGAGUGCUGUCGACUCUCCCCGGGUGACAGACCCGACAUGAAGUCCGUCAUCGACCGUCUCAGCGACAUCGAGUUCAAGCUUCCAGCAGAAGAUGAUUACUCGGCGAUGCUGGGACAAGUGCAGAGCUUCCAAAAGCAGGGUCUCAAGACGACCAAGACGAAGGACCGAACAGAGCUGCAGCUCGAAAAGGCGCGCCUGCUGGCCGAGAUCCAGAGCUUCUCCCAGAAGCCGCAAGCGGUGGCACAACCGGGGCAGGCCCAGGGAGGUGACCCGUCAGUGGCUAUCCUGACUCAGCUCGCCAAGCAGCUCAACCAGCUCGCCCAGGAGAAUGCUACCCUCAGGGAGAACAUGAAGAAGCUCGAGGACAGAGGAUAA